This is a messenger RNA of Pristis pectinata (smalltooth sawfish), 1331 nucleotides long. It is a transcript of the gene enkur, whose product is annotated as enkurin, TRPC channel interacting protein. Gene Ontology annotation, molecular function: calmodulin binding. The transcript is spliced from 5 exons. Gene Ontology annotation, cellular component: acrosomal vesicle. Lineage: Eukaryota; Metazoa; Chordata; Chondrichthyes; Rhinopristiformes; Pristidae. The record is from RefSeq and is a predicted model, not a curated record. The coding region runs from base 156 to 920 and encodes 254 amino acids.
ACUCAUCUCACGCCAGGCCUUGCGUUAACCAAUCAUGUACGCUGAGUUUCCAGAACGGAAGUGACUCUCCCUGGAACCAGUUUUGUUGUUAGUGACGGUCUCCAUAGUAACGCGCACGGUCUCUUUCCCCUAACUGCAGGUUCCCUCGUACUAUCAUGGACGAGCCGGUUUCGAGCGAGUGCAUCUACAACCUACUGCCCCGUCCCGAAGAGCCACCUCGCCGUCGGCUCAAGUAUCUUUCAAAACAACGGAAAAUUGUACAAGAUGACUGGAAUAGUAAGAAGUCUUCACACAAAACAAUGGGUUUACCCAAGGUUGAACCUCCUUGUCCAAAACGUCAUCUGUUGAAGCAUUCCAAGGAACAAAAACUACCAGAAAGGGAACCUUAUAAAGUCCCUGUGGAUGGAGUAAAGACAUCGAUUCCAUCUGAAAAGCCACUUAUGGGACUCCAGACAAAGAAAAAUUUUGUUGAAGCCAAUAUAGCUGAAGUCAAGAUGUCAGUGCCCAAGAAACCUGUGCCCAUCUAUGUCGAUACCAGGAGAGGAAAUAAAAACUUAUUGGAACCAUCAGGGCUUCUUCCCACCCUCCUGCACAGAAAGGGCUAUGGUAAAAUACCAGAUUAUAUAAUCAAGCGGACUGAAGAGGAGAAGAAAGCUCAAGAAGAAUAUGAUGCCUACGUAAAGGAGCGUAUUCGGCAAGGUUCCAUGAAACUGUUAUCUGAAGAGGAGAGAAAUGAUGUGUUAAUGGGACUAAAGCAGAACUGGGAGGAACUGAAUUGUGCAUUUCAAGGUCUUUCAAUAUUGAUAGAUACUCUUUCCAAGCAACACCAUAAAGAAAAACUUGAGGCCAAAAUGAAAAAGCUAGAGGAAGACAUUAACUUGAUUGAGAGACAUAAAUUUAUAUACAUUCCACGAAAUUAAAGGUCAAAAUAAGUUUAUUAUGUCUGUUUUGGAAAAAGUAAACUGUAUUGUAAAAUGCACCUUGUUGCCUUUUGAUCCUCAUAAUUGCUCAUAUAAAAUCUGUCUACAGUUUUCAUAUUUACAGGAUGUAUGCAUGUAAGUGCAAAAAUGGAGAAAUUGAUGCAACAAGAGAACAAUGCAUUAUUAUCACAAAAUUUUGCUAUUAUUUCUUUGACAUAGAAUUGUUUUAAGAUAACAAGGAAACAAUUUUUCGUAUUGUAUAAAGAUGUUAAAUACUCAUUUUGUAUCAAUAACAGUGAUUUUUCUGAGAAGCUAUCAGUGGGUGUGAAUCUGAAUCUAUCAUUUCAGAACUACUGGAUUGAAAUUUACACUUAGAAAGUUACAUCAUUGACAGAAUAUGGUUAAACAAUA